Prunus mume (Japanese apricot) is the source of this 2253-nucleotide messenger RNA. Its product is annotated as protein FAR1-RELATED SEQUENCE 5-like. The record is from RefSeq and is a predicted model, not a curated record. Lineage: Eukaryota; Viridiplantae; Streptophyta; Magnoliopsida; Rosales; Rosaceae. Gene Ontology annotation, molecular function: zinc ion binding.
AGUAAGGCAGGAUUCAGCAUACGCAGUCAUUCAAGUAAAAAGGAUAGACUCACGGGGGAGAUAAAAAGGAAAGAAUAUGUAUGUUCUAAACAAGGUACAUAUUGUAGACCCGAAGCAGAAGGCAGGGUAAGGAAAAGACGCAGAGUCAAAGUACGACAAGAUUGCAAGGCUAGGAUUGGGGUUGUGAAGUGUCACGAGUCCAACAAGUAUUCUAUUUCGUUGUUUGAAGAGGUACACAACCAUUCAUUGACAACCCCAGAUAAGGUGCAUUUGUUGAGAUCUCACCGUGAUGUUAGAGAAUCAAGAAAAGCACUCCAAAUUGACCAAAUUGGUGUAGUUAAUACACCUACUCAUCAACCAGUAAGUAAUCUUGAGGUACAAGCAGGAGGAAUGGAAAAUAUUGGGUGUGUAAAUAAAGAUUUCUACGAUUGGGAAACGAACAUGCGCACGCAACUGCUGGAGCAUGAUGUAGAGCUGCUGAGUGAGCAUUUUGGGGCUGAGAAAAGAAAGAGUGAGUCUUUUUAUUUCAAGAUGGAGGCAGAUCCUAGUGGAAGGCUGACUAAUUUGUUUUGGGCAGAUUCAACAUCUAGACGAGCUUAUAAAUUCUAUGGAGAUGUGAUUGUGUUUGAUACAACAUAUAACACGAAUCGUUAUGGAUUGGUAUUUGCGCCGUUAAUAGGGGUGAAUAAUCAUGGGCAGACAAUUAUCCUUGCAUGUGCUUUCUUAAGUAAAGAAACCACCGAAUCUUUUGUGUGGUUAUUUGACCAAUUUAAGAAUGCCAUGCCUGGUCCACCACCCAAAAUGAUCAUUACGAAUCACGAAGCAGCCAUGACAAAGGCGAUUGUGCAAGCUCUCCCAACUACAUAUCAUAGAUUAUGCAUAUGGCAUAUUUUGAACAAAUUUUCUGAAAAGGUAAAUCCCCCAACACUCAGAGACAGAUUCUCGGAUUUAAAUGCUUGCAUAUGGGAUAUAGACACAACAAUAGAAUUUGAAUCAAAAUGGCUUACCUUGAUUACAGAAAAUGGAUUAAAUGAUCAUCCUUGGUUGAGUUCAAUUUAUGAUUUGCGUGAUAAGUGGGUUCCAGCCUAUGUCAAACAUGUUUUCUCUGCUGGAAUGUUGAGUAGUAAGCAACCUGAAAGCUCACAUGCUUUCUUCAAGCCAUAUGUUUCACGAAAGAAUUCGUUGAUGGAUUUUGUAGUACGAUUUGAACGAGGUCUUGCUAAGCAGCGGCAUGAGGAGUUAUAUGCCGACCAUGUUGACUGUAAUGAAAAACCUGCAAGCCUUUUGGAGACGUCAAUGGAAACCCAGGUGGCAGGCUUGUAUACAAAGGCGCUGUAUCAAAAGUUUCAAAAGGAAGAAUUGAAGAGCCUUAAAUGUUUUCUUCAAUGUACAACGUCGGAUGAUAGACAAAGGGUUUAUAAAGUAACUGAGAGGAUAAAACCCGGGGUUUCUAAAGUCAAAGAAGUUGUGUAUGAUGUAUCCGCUGAUCUAGCUUAUUGCAGUUGCAAACACUUGGAAUCUUGUGGAAUUCCAUGCAGGCAUGUAUUGGCUUUUCUAAAACAUGAGCAAGUCGAAUAUUUGCCAGAUAAGUAUUUAUUAAAAAGGUGGAUGCAAAGAACGAAGUCUGCGUUGGUGUUUGAUCGUGAUGCCAUUAAAAUUAAAGAUCACGUUGAUCGGUGUGUUUUAAUGAGGAGAUCUACCUUGUCUAAACUAGCCAUUACUCUAAUUGAUUCUGCAUCAAUGUCCGAGGAAGCUGGGAAGUUACUCUUAGAAACUUUACAGGGUGUGCAGGAAAAGAUAGAGUCUAUGGGGCAGGAAAUUGGGCACGCACAAGGAAGUGGUAAAGCUGUGGCCAGCGAUUCUCAAACAGUUACUUUAAUGGAUCCACUUCGAGCAAGAGUGAAAGGCAAAGAGAAGGCAAUGGACCAAUUGAAACGAUGGUGUAUCGAAUGUAGUUCUUUCCCCGGAAACAAUGACGACACAACUCAGAGCAUGCCGAACACACAAUCUAGUCCGAUCGUGUCCUUGAUGGAUGAAUUUGACAUUUAUGCAUCCACCAGCUCUCAUCCCGUUUUGUAGUUGGCUGAUUGUGUCAAUAAAUUUGAUGUAUUGUCCAUGUAUGUUUUUCAUCAUUGAACUGGUUUUCUUUGUUUUGGGUUGAAGGUUUGUUGUAUUGUUCGUGCAUGUAUCCGAACUGAUUGACCAUUGUUCUUGUAACCUGUGUAAGGAAAUUGCAUUAUGGAUACCAGAUUU